Molecule: messenger RNA, 447 nt
Organism: Triticum turgidum subsp. durum (durum wheat)
Lineage: Eukaryota; Viridiplantae; Streptophyta; Magnoliopsida; Poales; Poaceae
Source: the annotation of a GenBank genome assembly
AUGGCAGGUCCGUUCGCUCACGGAUUUUCUCAAGAGAUAAUGCGUGUGUCCUCCUUGCUUAAGCACCAGCCUGAUGGGGACUUUGAGAGGUUGCCGCCGAUGGCGCGUCCAAACCAGAUGCAUCAUCAUCAGUCGCCCCCAAUGCCUAAUUUCCGUGGAAAUGGUUUUGGCCCGUGGAACCACGGGGCGCAUCCAGAGAGGGUAGGUUUUCCUCAAGGACCCGUGGGUUGGCAAGGAGCACCACAAAGCCCCUCUCCAUACAUUGUCAAGAAGAUUUUGCGGUUGGAGAUACCAACAGAUACUUACCCUAAUUUCAAUUUUAUUGGCCGUCUUCUUGGGCCAAAGGGAAACUCGUUGAAGAGGAUUGAAGCCACUACAGGUUGUCGUGUUUUUAUCAGAGGGAAGGGCUCAAUUAAAGAUCCUGGGAAGGUAAACAUAAUUCUUUAA